Punctularia strigosozonata HHB-11173 SS5 is the source of this 3204-nucleotide messenger RNA. RefSeq lists its product as uncharacterized. Gene Ontology annotation, biological process: protein dephosphorylation; negative regulation of MAPK cascade. Gene Ontology annotation, molecular function: MAP kinase tyrosine/serine/threonine phosphatase activity; protein tyrosine/threonine phosphatase activity. Gene Ontology annotation, cellular component: cytoplasm. The record is from RefSeq and is a predicted model, not a curated record. Lineage: Eukaryota; Fungi; Basidiomycota; Agaricomycetes; Corticiales; Punctulariaceae. The transcript is spliced from 3 exons. The coding region runs from base 100 to 3204 and encodes 1034 amino acids.
GUUAUGCCUCUAUCAAACUAAAACACACGCCUGCGAAUCAGCUUCCCUCCGACAGGAUCCAUCAAUCACUGCGAGCUCGCUAUCUCCCGCGUUGCCGUCAUGCCCAGUGUUGACGCAGCCGAGUCCUCGACGACUGGCGGCACUGGCAACCCCCAGUCGCGCAAGUCGCGCCCGCCGCAGCUCUCCCUCGGCCUCGGGACCUAUCGUCCUUCGGCGCUCUCGAACACCGUCAUCGAAUACGACUCGCCCGUCGACGUCGACAGUGACCUACAGCUGUCCUCUCCAGGUUCAUCCACCUCGGGCGAAUUCUUUUCCAACGACGAGAGCGACCAGGCCGGCUCCAGUGGCGACGAUGCCGCAGUGGAAUCGGACGAUCUAACCCGCGGCCUCAAGUCCCUCUCCGCAUUGCGCAAGAAGCUCAGUACCAACUUGCGCUUGCGCCCCAUCAAAUCCUCCACAUCCCUGAAGCAGCAGAAUUCUCUCUCGCCACGCAGGCCUUCAGCCUCAGCGCUCACACCCACCCCUUCGUCCACAGGCUCGUUCCCCAGCAGUGCGCAACAUCCCGGUUUCACCCCCGGUCCCCGUUCCGUGCCAGGCCGCUCACAGUUAGUGCGUUCGCCAUCACCCACGAGCACGGUCAGCGAAGUACCGAGCGUUUACUGGACGCCUACAUCCGGGACGCCGCUGCAAACGCCGCUCAGCGCCCACUUCAUCGGUCCUUCCAGCCGUUUGUCGGUCGACCUCUCCAAGUUAACCUCUGUCGCUACACCCUCGACCUCGACAUCUCAAGCACCCCUUUCUGUUCCCUCCACCUCUCAUACGUUCGGCGGAAACCCUAAAACCUCAGACACCGCUUACUUCUCCCCUACACCUUCCCCCGGUCCUCUCCCAUCGACCUCCGCCUACGGCCGGGAAUCACAACCCGUCGAACCAUCUUCUCUUGCGACACGUCUUCUGUCUUCACCCACGCGCCCGCUAUUGAUCGACACACGUCCCCUUCCGGCCUAUCUUUCCACCCGCCUGCAGCAUUCCAUCAACCUUGCCAUCCCCACCUUGAUCCUGAAACGAUGUCGUAACCCCAAGAAUGCGUUUCAGUCAAUACACGCGUUGCGCCAAUACAUCACCACGGAUGAGGGGAGGGAAGAGUGGGACGAGCUGUUGGGUACUGAGGAUCCAGGAGCGGAUGAAGAUGUGAAGAUUGGUGACCGACGAAGGAGCGGGGAGGGUGACGGUGGCGGUUGGAUGUGGGAUGGCGACGUGAUCGUAUACGACAACGACAUGGACGAGAAAGACAAGGGCAGUCUGCAGUCGACGGCGUGGGCCAUGCUACCUGUCCUCGGCCCUCUGUUGCAUCACGGCAGCGCCGACUACCUCAAAGGCGGCCUUGCGGGUGUGCUUUCGCAGCCCGACCUGCAUAAGCUGCUCCAUAACGACUCCGGCAUGCCCAUGUCUGAUGCUCAAACCAGUGGCAUCAGCAUAGCUCAUUUGGGUAGUCCCAGACGGAAACCGGCUCAAUUGGCUGUAGGUGGCUCGGGGAGCCCUGGCCCCAGUCCAGGGAAGAAGCCUGGCGGACUGUUCCAGCUCAACACUCAAGUUGCCACACGAUUCAAGACGAUGCCUGUGUUGGACCUUUCCAACUCGGCUUCGUCUGAACACCCCUCUCCGUCUUCGGCGCUGCCCUCGCCGUCACACGAAUCAGCUGCCCCAACUGGUCUCAACCAAUCGACUAUCGAUCUCUCGAAGCCGAGCGAAGGCACCUCCACCAUCCCCCUACCCUCCACUUCCGCGCACUCGCCGCUACCCUCUCCCGGUCCAUCUCCUCUACCCAUGAUGUCCUCUAACCUCAUGGCCUCUUCCUCCCGCCCUCGUCAUCACACUAUCACCACCGUCGCCUCCGGAUUAGCGGACGCGACCCCCUCCCCGCCACCCUCGCAGCUCUCGUUCUCCCGCCCACCCCCACCACGGCGCCCUAGCGUUCCAUCGCUUCGCAAGCUUGACACUACCUCGGCCGAGAGAUUAAAUAUGAACUUGCCCAAAUUACAGGUUCGGACUCUCCCCGUGAAGUCGCUCACGCUUUCCGUCCCUCCAUCGGCGGUGGAGGAACGCCCAUCGAUGUCUUUGGGGGGGCUGGGUCUGAGACCGCCGAGGUCGCCUACCCACCUCAACCUGGUGCAUUCGAAUCAUUCACCUCCAGGCUCGGCGUUCCUAAAGGCCCCAUCGAGCUUUGGUUCCUUCCCCUACUCAUCCGAUAGACCACCCCCGUCCCCCGCCUUCCACAGCAGCUUCCACACUGGCCCGCCGCCUAGCCCCGGUCAUCGCACUCCGCGUUCCUCAACCUCACCAUUGCCACCUUCUCCUUCUACCGCGCGGCCCACGCCCGAUACUGAGCAGCCUCCAUCCACCUCUUCCGACGCUGGUGAGCGCGAAGACGACUUCACGAUAUCGACGAUACUCCCCAACUUCUUGUUCCUUGGACCUGAGCUCACCACGGAGGAACAUGUGCAAGAGCUGUUGGAUCUUGGCGUGAAGCGGAUCUUGAACAUCGCAAUGGAGUGUGACGACGAUCAAGGGCUGGGUUUGAGACAGAAGUUUGAGCGGUAUAGUCGCAUUCCCAUGCGGGACACUGUCGAAGAGGACAACAUCAGGAACGGCGUCCGUGAGGCCUGUCAGUUACUUGACGACGCGAGAUUGCACUCGGCGCCGACGUACGUGCACUGCAAGGCGGGCAAAUCGCGCUCCGUGACGGCCGUCAUCGCGUACCUCAUACAUGCCAACCGAUGGACAUUGUCGCGCGCAUAUGGGUUUGUGAAGGAGCGGAGGAAGGGCGUCUCGCCGAACAUUGGUUUCGUGUCCGAGUUGAUGGUUUUUGAGGUGGAGGAAAUCGGCGGCAAGUCGAAAGGCGUGGUGCAGCCAUCCUCUGCCGGCGUUGCCCAUGACCAUGACCACGACGUCGGCCCCGGCGACUACACUCACGGAGGUCGGCGUCCAGCUGGCAUGCGUGACUCGCUCCCGCCCCCUUACGUGCGCCAGGAAAGUGACGGUGUGCUGAUUAUACCUGGCGUGAAUGAUAGUGGGCAGGAGAUGGAGAUCAAGGAUAGCGAGGGGCGGUAUAGGCACGUGAGGAGGGCGCCGGUGGACGAGACAACACUGCAACCUAUUCGGAGGGUUAGCAAGGCUGGGUUGGAGAGUACAUGGUACAUGUAG